AUGGCUCCCCGCAUCAACCUCUUGGUCGUCAUGCUUGUGUCGUUCCUGACCGUCUUUGGAUUGGCUCGUGGAACCGUAGGAAGCAUGUACAACGCAGAAGAUGAACACUCUCUGUUGAAGCUUCUCGCUGAACACGAACCUCCCACCUUGGCCAGAUACCAGCUCUUCCCUCGUGGUGAUGUGGGUGUUGUGACUAUUACUGAGACUGUUUGCGGACGCGAGCCUGGAGCGUCACAGACCUCCAGUGCCUUUGAUAGCGUGCCUGGCGUUUCCACUACGUCCAGUGCCAUUGUUUCGUCUGACACUGCUAUCCCAUCUGACACUGCUAUCUCUCCCGGCACUUCUGUCUCGUUCAGCACUUCUGUGCCGGCUAGUGACGUCGUCCCGUCUAGCACGGCCACCUCGUCCACUACCAUUGCCCCGUCCAGCACCACCCUCUGGACCAGCACCCUGGCUUCCAGUUUGUCAAGCACACUCGGCGUGGCUCCAAUCACGUCUAGCAGUGCGGUGACUCCGUCAUCUGGCUUUUCUUCUAUCUCAUCAUCGGCUUCAUCUGGGUUUUCUACUUCUAUCUCUUCGCCAGCUACUCAUUCUGCUUCUGAAAUCGCCAGCUCGAAGACGACUGGAAACGCUGCGACGGCGACCGCCCCAGAUUCGGCUUCAACUUCUGAGCCUUCCAAGUCGGAUGCUGCUUUCCGCCCCACGGGAGCACGCGCUGCCAUGGUGGUGUUGCUGACGCUCUUGAGCAUCCUGUUUGCCUAG
Messenger RNA from Aspergillus chevalieri, 762 nucleotides. RefSeq lists its product as uncharacterized. Bases 1 to 762 code for a protein of 253 amino acids. The transcript is spliced from 4 exons. The record is from RefSeq and is a predicted model, not a curated record. NCBI's taxonomy places the organism in Eukaryota, Fungi, Ascomycota, Eurotiomycetes, Eurotiales, Aspergillaceae.